Eublepharis macularius is the source of this 1543-nucleotide messenger RNA. Its product is annotated as protein FAM240B-like. Bases 263 to 487 code for a protein of 74 amino acids. The record is from RefSeq and is a predicted model, not a curated record. The transcript is spliced from 5 exons. NCBI's taxonomy places the organism in Eukaryota, Metazoa, Chordata, Lepidosauria, Squamata, Eublepharidae.
CCCACCUCUUGCACCCAGCAAGAGCCAUUAAUUAUAUGUUGGUGAGGUACAGAAAUCAUCUUAAAGAUUUUGAAGUCUGAGACAAAACCUAACAGGUGUACAAACACAAGGGACACACUGACUGGUCACAGCAACAAUUACACGGAAGUGAAAGAUAUUUUUGUCACAGAUAUUGCUAGGUGAACAAUUAUGAACUGCAAUUGCUGAGGCUUUAUGAAUGAAAAGCUAAUUCAUCCUACUGAAAUCUACAUUGCAAAAGAAAAUGAAUAGUCAGUACUUUCGCCAUGAAGUACUUGCUUGUGAAACUGGAGGGCUGAAAAACUUCUGGGAAAAGACAAUUGAGAAGCAAACUCAGCAUCUUGAAGUUGAAAGAGAACGUAAACAAAAAAGUGCAUUGACCAAGCUCAGAAAUGAAUGGAUGGAAAGGCUGGAAAAGAGAUUAAAGAUGAUAAAAGCAAACGAUGAAAGUGAAGAAGCCCCUAACUAAAGAUAGCAUCACACAUUUUUACGUAUUUGACUGAAAGCUCUAGUUUCAAUUGUGCUUAGAUUAAACAGAGAAGGAUUGAGUUAUGAUAAAGCCAUGGUGUCUGAUGUGCAUUCAUUUAAAAACUUCACUGAGUUUAUCUGGAAAACUGAUAUAAUUAUUUCUCUAUCAGAUCUCUUCCUUUAGCUAUCAGACUCUAUGUUGUACUCCAAAGAACUUUCUUAUAGGAAUUCACCAGUAGUCUGAUCUACUAUCUUAACUGCCAAUUGUUGACAUUGUAGUCUGGGGAUUCUGCAUUAUGAUGUUGUAUAUUGCCUCAGUUGCCUUUAGGAAAGAAGUAAAUAAAUAAAUAUGUAGUCAAUAUCCCAUGUGCGUUUUUGGAUCCUUUUGAUAAUAUACCUUUUUGCAACUUUUAAUACAAUUGGCAGUUAAAAUAGUAGAUCAGACUAUUGGUGAAUUCCUAUAACAUUAACAGUUAAUACAUAUCAUUAUGUGAAAUCAAAAAAUGCAUUCAUUUUGGCAUGGUUUCAUUGAUUGCAGUUAAGGCAUGACUAUACACAGUUAUGGACUGCAUCCCCACAUUUAUGCUAGCACAUUCAACACAUGCCAAUCAUGCGUGGAGACUGUUUUGUAGUCUUACAUUCAUGCUCACUCCUUGUUUGAACUAUCAGGUGAUUUGUGGUUUGUGAAGAGGAUGCCCAUGAAAACAGUAUGUGAUACAUUCAGUUAAGUGUAUGAACUGCUUCCAUUAAUUGUAUGGUGUUUAAGGCAGGGGUUUUUUUCCUCUGGUUUUUGAUCCAGAAUGACUGUUUCUCACUUGUAGCAGCAUCUAAAUAUUACAAAGUCCUUGUGUCUGUUGGGGAACAACACAACACAAGGACUUUAUAUCACACAUGCAAUGGGUGUUUUGUGCUUCCCAGAUGCACACCAGCUUUUUUCUGUUUGGUAUCACAGCACAAAGGGGAAGCGCCUCCCCACAGCCUCCCGCUGUUUUCAUGUCUUCAAACCACUCCAUGGAACCCUGUAAGUAGUCAUUUUUACACUGAAUCCUAUAGCAGC